Scleropages formosus (Asian bonytongue) is the source of this 6160-nucleotide messenger RNA. RefSeq names its product guanine nucleotide-binding protein G(s) subunit alpha-like. Gene Ontology annotation, biological process: adenylate cyclase-activating dopamine receptor signaling pathway; sensory perception of chemical stimulus. The transcript has 12 exons. NCBI's taxonomy places the organism in Eukaryota, Metazoa, Chordata, Actinopteri, Osteoglossiformes, Osteoglossidae. Gene Ontology annotation, cellular component: heterotrimeric G-protein complex; cytoplasm. Bases 1339 to 2478 code for a protein of 379 amino acids. The record is from RefSeq and is a predicted model, not a curated record. Gene Ontology annotation, molecular function: D1 dopamine receptor binding; mu-type opioid receptor binding; G-protein beta/gamma-subunit complex binding.
CCCGACGCCGUUCGUUCCCAGGGUUCCGCGAGAGCAGUUUGCCCCACCCCACCUCUUGAGCGCUGUCUCUCUCCCAAUGUGCAAUUCCCGGAGAAAAGGGCAGAAAAGGCGAGAAAUGGCCCGCGCGACCACUUUUUUCCCGCCUCUGUGAGUACGUGGCGUGCUAACGGAGGAGUCGCCGCGGGAGCCGAGCUCGUCCCUGCGCGUGUCCGCGGUGUUCGCGUGUCUACAUGCACAUGUAUGUCUGCCAGCCGAAUUGGAGAUGAAUACAAAGCCGCGAGUGACAGCAGGCUCUACCUGCGAGGGACGGCGGAACGCCGCGUGUUUCUCCUAAUUCUACACUAAUCCCGCGGAGACAGACCGCAAGCGGCCCGGCGGUGAAGCGCGGCGUCCAAACCCGCGGGCCGCAGCUGUGAGCAGCGCUCCGAAUUACGGCGACGAAGGCGGAGACGGCGCUGGGCCUGUCCGGGCUCCGAGCGAACCGUCGAGCAGAGCGGCACCAUUUAGAGGAGCACAUCGCUCCGUUGGGGGUCAAAACGGAACCGUGGAGUGGCGAACGCGGCCUUGGACUCUGACGGAUGUAAACGGCCGAGGGCGCGAGCUGUCAGCAUAGUCCCCCUGAGCGCGCGGUAGGCUGUCGUGCUCCUGAUUUCCCGUCCCCGGCCCGUCCCGACGUGUGUGUUUCCGCGGAGGAAGAUUAGAGAGCGAUCGCAGACUGGCGUCUUCUCAUCUGGAAUCGCCUUUUUUAGGCUAGAGGGGGGCACAAAGAGCCGGUACAGGGGGUGGCCGCCGUGGGCCGUUGGCGGAUCCUCCGGCGGGACUCGCUCCCCCUCCCCCGGUGACCCCUCGGCGGGCUGCGCCGCGCUCCUGUCGCUGCCCCUUUCUGCCCACGAGCGAAGGACACGUCCGUGCACGCGGAGUGAAUUUGUUCCGUUUCCAUACGAGCGCUCGUGCUGGAAUUCUGCAAAAAAAAAAAAAAAAAAAAAAAAAAAUCAAAAGCCUCCAUCAAUCACGAGGCGCUCGUCCUACUAGCAGCGCUCCUCACCGACCGAUUCGCUCCGAGAAAUCUCCAUGACAUAAAAAGGGACAAGUAAAUAAUCCCUCUUCCCCCCCCCAUCAGAAAAAAAAAAGUUUACACAUCCUGCUGCCAUAUUAGUAAGAGCGGACAUGUCUGAUAAAUCAUUAUCGACGCGUUAAUUCCUGCGGGGCCGAGAGAGGACUGGGGGUUAUAUUUAUUUAUCCUUAACAUUUUAAUUUCUAUUCCCCCCCACCGACAUUUCCCCUCCCCUGAGCCGUAGUUGUUUUCUUUCCGCGGGGAGGGAGGGUGGGAGGGGGAAGAUGGGCUGUUUGGGCAACAGUAAGACGGAGGACCAGCGCAACGAGGAGAAGGCGCAGAGGGAGGCCAACAAGAAGAUCGAGAAGCAGCUGCAGAAGGACAAGCAGAUCUACCGGGCUACACACCGGCUGCUGCUGCUCGGUGCUGGAGAGUCUGGGAAGAGCACCAUCGUGAAACAGAUGCGGAUCCUGCAUGUCAAUGGCUUCAACGCAGAAGAGAAAAAACAGAAAAUCCAGGACAUUAAAAAUAACAUUAAAGAAGCUAUAGAGACUAUUGUGACAGCCAUGAGCACUCUAGUGCCACCAGUCCAGCUCGCCAGUCCUGGGAACCAGUCCAGAAUCAAGUACAUUCUCAACUUAGUCGGCCAAAAGAACUUUGAUUUUCCGCCUGAGUUCUACGAACAUGCCAAGUCGCUGUGGCAGGACGAAGGGGUGAGGGCCUGCUUUGAGAGGUCCAAUGAGUACCAACUGAUCGACUGUGCACAGUACUUUUUAGACAAGAUUGACAUUGUGAAGCAGAGCGACUACACUCCUACAGACCAGGACCUGCUGCGAUGCAGAGUGCUUACAUCUGGGAUUUUUGAGACACGGUUUCAGGUGGACAAAGUCAAUUUCCACAUGUUUGAUGUAGGAGGACAGAGGGAUGAACGACGGAAAUGGAUCCAGUGUUUCAAUGAUGUCACUGCCAUUAUUUUUGUGGUGGCCAGCAGCAGCUACAACAUGGUGAUCCGAGAAGAUAAUCAGACCAAUCGCUUACAGGAGGCUCUGAACCUCUUCAAGAACAUCUGGAACAACAGGUGGCUGCGGACCAUUUCCGUUAUACUGUUCCUCAACAAACAGGACCUGCUGGCUGAGAAAGUUUUGGCAGGGAAGUCUAAAAUAGAGGAAUACUUUCCAGAGUUCGCGCGCUACACCACACCAGAUGACGCAAUUCCCGAACCUGGCGAGGACCCGCAAGUGACUCGGGCAAAGUACUUCAUACGCGAUGAGUUCCUGAGGGUGAGCACGGCCAGUGGGGACGGGCGGCACUACUGCUAUCCGCAUUUCACGUGCGCCGUGGACACGGAGAACAUCCGCCGCGUCUUCAACGACUGCCGGGACAUCAUCCAGAGGAUGCACCUGCGCCAGUACGAGCUCUUAUGAUGGGAGGAGCUGGAUGGACUUUUCAAGCCCCGCCUCUGACGCAGCGCUGCCCCCUCGACUCCCACUUCUCUGGCCCUGCCCUCUACGCCGAUUUGCUAUUUUUGUGGAAACGUCCUCCUCUCAAUCGGAGAACAACGCCAUGCAAGUCAAAGACCCUCUAAAGGCAGCGAUGACCACAGGAAGCCAAGACUGCUGAAACUCACUGCACUUUAGUUCUGCGCUCAGGACUGUCCUCCAUCGCACACAAAUGACAAGACGGCUACAGACGGCCCCAUGCCCCCCCCCCCGUCUCACACAGACACCUCGCACCCGUGUUUAUCAUACUCAAUUCACUCAUUCACUUCCCCUGAAACGGCGUACAACCGCGUACUCUCACCUCCCGCUUUGUUAGUCUGUAGGCCGCAGAGCACCGGAAGAGCUGCCUUACCUGUAGAGCUCCAUGAGGACAGACACGGAUGGAUGGACCAUUCCAGAAACGGACGCACAGAGGGGAGUUACUGACCGAUGCGACGAAGGAAGAGCGAAUCAGUAAAAACCAGUGGACUGUAAGCAUAGUUUGCCUGGGGGAUGGCUUUGUGGUGUCCAGGUGUGUGUGUGUUUGGAACACGUACAUGACCAUCAACUCAUUUCUCAUGAUUUGCUUGGUUAGACAGGCUAAAACCAUGGAUACACACAUUAAUGUAACGCCAGUGAACUCUCCGUCUCCCCCGAUUGUGUGCUUGUACCGACUGUGCUGUUGUGCUCCAUCAUUCCUGGCCUUUACUUUUUUUUUUUUAAAUUUCUUUGAAGGGAACUUAAUAAAAAAAUACAAUAAAACAAGUCAAGAUAAUGACAGAGGAAAAUGUAUGGAGCUGUAUUGCCAUCCUCUUUCUUAAAGGGCCAGCAAGGCUUUCAGUACGUCUUUCUUACUCCUGGACUACAGCCCUUGUAUAGACUGUAAAAUGUAUUUUGUACUUUACUGAAGAAGAGAUACUUGUAGGAUAUCCCUGUGCCUUGAUCACAACUGUACGUAUAUAAUGAGCUAAGGUGUAUGGAAUGUUCCGCUGUGCUAUACAGUCCCCCUCCCCCGUGUUCGACGGACGAGGUGAAAGUUUGUUUGGAUGGGGUGGAUAAGAACUGCCGCUGGUGGUUUGAAUUUUUUUUUUUUUUUUUGCCUGUUUGGUCAAAAGAUACUUUUUCUUGUUUUUAUAUAGCGGUGCGGAUGUGUGAUUGUCUGUCUCUUGCCCGCGAGGUUCAUGCAGGUUUGCGGAGUCUCUGAAUGUGGUGCAGCUUCGCUUAAAAUUUACGGCAAAACACAGAUGUGGCAACAGUUUUGGUGUCAGCGAACUGUGUGUGUGUAAGAACAGCUGGGUGGGAGCCCCGUGUUGCCUGGCGAUGCGGGGAGUCGGUAUGCUGGGGGGUUCUUGGUGUUCAUCACCACGGUUUUCCUACCUUUUCUGCCUUCAGAAACGCGUAUUAUCAAAAUCGUGGCUAAAGCAGCAGGUAAAGUACAACGCAGGUAGCAAGUGUUGAAAGGAGAAGAGGGCUACGAAAAAGUAUACUGGUGUUGGGCUACUGGGGUAAGGUAAAGCCUUUGACAUUUGAAUUGCUUACAUAAAAUUUACUACUUUUUAAAUUUUUUUUAUUAUUAUUUUUGUCAGCCUAUCCCAGUAUGCAGUUUGUCAGUGGAAUGAGGUGCCAUAUAGUCUCUACAGUCAUGUGUCGUGGGCCAAAUUAUUUCUCUCCGGUCCAAAGUGGGGAGCUGGCAGUGUUUUCUCUCAUGAAUCCAAGAAUUGCCAUCUGAACAUUUUGUAGUUUGAGGAAAAUAAAUAGUAUUUUAAUAUACAUGGCAAUGGGUAGAUUGGGUAGGUUUGUUUGUUUCUGCUCUGAAAUGUGCACUGACCCGGGCGGGAAGUGUCGCUACGCAGUGCGAGUAGCACGGGGGGACGGGUGGAAACUGCGCACUGUGAACGGUGUCCGUGUUUGCACCUCGGUCGAGUUCCCUUCCUCGGCCUUCUGCACUUUCAUACACAGUCACUUGUUGGCGGUGUGUAUGGAUCUGAUGGAACUGAUCAAAGGUAGAGAGAAGAGUGUUGAAGUAGCAGAAGGGGGUCGUAGCAAAGAACAUAUGCAGGUAGUGGACAACAAAUGGAAAUGACUGCCCCAAAGGUACCCGGCCUGCUAUAGUGUCAUACUCUCGAUUUUGCUGGUCGGAUGGAGACGUGCUGAUGCAGGACUUCGCUGGACUACAAAUGUGUUUGGAAUCUAGGUUUGGUUGUGCCAUAUGUACAUUAACUGUCUCAACGAAGAACUUAAUGAAUGAAAUCAUUUUUACGCUUUAUCCUGCUGUGGCCUCUUCUGUGAAGGUCCAUCUGGACCAUUUAGUGAAUGAACCCUCUGCCCACGUUGACUCCUGCUGUCUUGUUCACUAAUCCAGAUUAAUGGUGGCUUUUGGAAAGGCUGCCAGCAGUUGCUUUGUUGCUCUUCUCCAUGACAAUGUUUGUAGUUCUCCCUGCUGACAUCACCUUAGGGACGGUUUGCUUUGACCGUCGCAUCACGUCAUGCACACCAGCACAGUUGCGCUGUUCUAAUUUGUAUCAGAUUCAGGACUCCUUGGAGACGCCGUGUGUAUUUCCCUCACUAGUGGGGCACGCCUACAAACAUUGCAUAUAUCCUAUGGCUCUCGUAGCCUUAAACAUUUCCUGUCCACUACCUGGAUAUUCCAUGUGUAAAAACCUGAUUAAGAACAAGGACCUUACUCACACUUGUUCAAUACGUUUUCAGAAGAAUACACUACCAAUGUACUUAUCAGUUUAAUGGUUUUAUGCAAAAUUAAUUUCAUGUAAGCUGUUUAAAAUGUUAGUCCUCAAAUGCACUGGUUAGUGCAUGAAUUUCAUGUACCAAAGUCUGUAUGAACUCUAUGUAUUUGUGAUGUGUAUUUUAAAUCUAUAUUGUAUAUAUACUGUAUAUGGUUCAAAAAGUGUAUGUUCAUAUGUAUAUAGAGGGAUAACUUAAAUCCUUACAGUAAGCACAGGUCUUUUGAAUUUUUAGUAUGUUGACACUUUGAGACUAGGGGUUAUUCAUUGUUUCCUUUAUAGCUUUAAUUCUUUGGAAAGCAAAGUAUCAUACUGCAAAAAAAACCCAAUUUUUACCAACUUUGUUCUCUGAAGAAAAGGAAAAAAACUCAAUUACUGUUUGGGUCAUUCCUAGCACGGUAGAUAUGAUGUAAUGUUCUCGUAGGAAGUCCUCCACAAAUUGCCAGAGCCCUACGCCGCCUGCCUGACUCACUAUGGUAGUUGCUGGACUGAUGACCUCAGCCGUUUGCCCUUCCGCACCAGGAGCCAGAUGCCCAUCCUCUGUACGGGCUCUGCACCGCAGCUCGUGGACCCACUUCCCCAGUCCCAUGACCCAAGACUGACUUCAAAAUCUCUACACCUUCUCUUUUAAAAAUUAACAGCUGAAAGAAAGGGUUAUCAAUUAGGUUUAUUUAAUGUUCUUGCAUUCAUUCAUUCAUUGAGCUAAUGCUUUUCUCUGCUGUUGACAAUUGUUACAACAGGGUAGUUUUGCAGGAGCAAUUUAGGGUAAGUACCUUGCUCCAGGGUACUAGAGCACUAGGUGAGAUUUGAACCGGCAAACUUCGGUUCCAUAGUGGUUCUCAGUUUGAAAAAAUCCCUGUGGAACAUCCAUGGGGCAUCAAAAGAAC